Spirodela intermedia is the source of this 1783-nucleotide messenger RNA. The record is from the annotation of a GenBank genome assembly. Lineage: Eukaryota; Viridiplantae; Streptophyta; Magnoliopsida; Alismatales; Araceae.
AUGAACUCCGGCCUCACGGUGGAAGUCACCAAUCUGUCACCUAAUGCGACUGAGAAGGAUGUCUACGACUUCUUUUCUUUCUCAGGCCAAAUCGAGCACAUUGAGAUAAUGAGGUAAACCUGCCUGUUUUAUUUCUCAUUGCGAUUAUAAAUGCAACUAUUUCUUUGAAGAGGGGUUGACCGAUUGGAUCAUCCCUGUUCUUCAAGGUAUCAGGCUCAGUCCCUCUCGUGGGUGUCUUACAAGAAUCAACUUCGCUUUGAUGUCAACAAUAAAGGCCGAAAACAACUAUAUAUAUAUAUUUAUUUAUUUUUCUUCUUAGGCUGUGAUCUAGACCUUGGUUCCUAAGAAUGAAAAGAAUCGUGUUUUUUUCGUAUGAAAACUUGCUCUAAAUCUUCGUAUGAUGUUUGUUGAGAGAUGGGUAUAAAUAUUCGAUUGAGAUGUUAAAAAAUGGCUGUGAUUUGAUUUGUUAGUUUAUGUCGAGAAAUGGGUACGACUGGAUGAUUUGAUCUCACCCGAUUCAUUCUCUUGAACUCAAUCUUUCCGAGCAGGUCUGGGGACUACUCCUCCACCGCAUAUGUGACCUUCAAAGAAGCUCAUGCCCUGGAGACCGCCUGUUUGCUCAGCGUACGCUCCGAGCUAUGUUCAUUGCUAGAUAUUCGUCCUAUCUAUUUAUUUUUUUUCUUUUAUUUUCCAACCCCCUCUUUAAUAGAUAUUGAUGGUUGUUCUAUCUAAUCUUCUAUGAAUAUGCAUGCCCAAUGCUUUGAGGGUUCGUGCCCUCUGAGAUAGGAUCAUUCUACACGGAUUGGAUUAGCGUGCUAGAUCAAGGGAAGCUCCAAAGAGAGGGAUAAUGCAUGGAAUUUGUUCAUUUUUUCAAUUAAAUUGUAUAUGGUUGAUGUCUAUUAAAGUCCCCAUCUCCCCUCUUUCUUUCUUUUUGGCUUACCUUCUCUCUCUCUCUCUCUCUCUCUCUCUCUCUCUAAGAGAAACAGCAUUUGAUCCAAUAUUUGUCAACUUUCUGAUAAGGGUGGGUUUUAUUGUUUAUUAUUAUUAAUAUUAAUUAUUGUCUGUGUGUGAAGGUUGCGGGUGUUUCUUCUAAUGAAUGACUGAGUGAAUCAUCAUCGUCUUUGCUGGAUCAGGGGGCCACCAUAGCUGACCAGCGCGUCUACAUCAGCCGGUGGGGCAAUUACGAGGACCAGUCGUAUGCUCUUUGGGCCGGGGCAUCCUGGAACAACCACGACGACGCCGAACACUCGGUAUAUGCAUCCAUCCAUCCAUCCAUCCAUGCAAAGACGAUGGUGGAGAGAGAGAGAGGUUGAUGAAGGGAAGGCUGUGUGGAUUGCAGGGGGUUGAAGGGGGGCUGCUGCAGGCCAUCAGCCCGGGAGAAGCGGUGACGAUGGCGCAGGACAUGGUGAAGGCGAUGCUGUCGAAGGGCUUCGUGCUCAGCCGGGAUGCCCUGGCGAAGGCGAGGGACUUGGACGAGUCCCACCGGGUGUCGGCCACGGCGGCGGCGAAGAUUGCGGAGCUAGGCGAGAGAAUCGGGCUCGUGGGGAAGAUCGCCGCCGGCCUGGAAGCCGUGCGGGCGGUGGACGGGCAGUACCACGUCUCCGAGUCGACCAUGGCCGCUGUCUCCGCCACCGGGAGGACGGCGGCGGCUGCGGCGAACGCCAUCGUCAACAGCAGCUACUUCUCCGCCGGGGCCUUCCUCGUCUCCGACGCCCUCGCCAAGGCCGCCAACGUGGCGGCCAGCUUCGGCGGCGGCGGCGCCCAGCACGGCGAUGAGAGAUGA